AUGAGCUUCCUCUCGCGGCUGGUCACGCUAUUCGGCCUGGUCCUCCUGGCCCACGCAGGCUACUCCGCUCACGAGCACACCGUCCUGCACAGCAACGCGCGCAUCUCCGCUUCCACGGUCAUUCCGCAAGACAUCGUCGUCGAAACCCUCGUGGCUGUACUGACCGUGUCGAUCGGGCUGGUGCUGGGUGCGGAGAAGUUGAAGCCGAUCAGCUGGCGUGACUGGGCGGGCCAGAUCGAGCGGGAGGGCGGGACACGCAAUCCCUAUCUGGCUCUGGAGGAGAGGUAUGGAUUCUGGGAUAUCAGGGCGAAGCGGAAGGAAUUUGCGGAUUGGGUCCGAGGGCAGGAUGAGUUGACCAAGGAGUAA
This is a messenger RNA of Penicillium alfredii, 366 nucleotides long. RefSeq names its product membrane magnesium transporter family protein. The transcript has 3 exons. The coding region runs from base 1 to 366 and encodes 121 amino acids. Gene Ontology annotation, cellular component: EMC complex. NCBI's taxonomy places the organism in Eukaryota, Fungi, Ascomycota, Eurotiomycetes, Eurotiales, Aspergillaceae. Gene Ontology annotation, biological process: protein folding in endoplasmic reticulum. The record is from RefSeq and is a predicted model, not a curated record.